AUGCAAUCGGCGAAUAAUGGUAAUCCGGGACUGUAUGGCGCUCUCCCACCUAGAGGAUAUGGUAGCCCGGCACCUGGAUAUAAUGGUGAUGGUUAUAAUGGUGGGCCUCCUCAAGGCGGAUAUAGAGGGCCUCCCCCUCAGAAUGGACCAGGAAUGUUCAACCCAGGCACAGGGCUAGGGCCUCCUCCGAGAAGAGGUCCCGGGCCGAACCAAUUUGGGCCCCGUGGGCCACCGCCGCAAAAUGGCGGGUCAUAUGGGGGUGGUGGACAGUAUGGAAUGGGGCCGGGAAUGGGACCGGGACCGGGAAUGGGACCAGGAAUGGGAAAUCAUAAUGGGAUGGGACCUCAAGGAGGAAUGGGGCCAAACGGCAUGAUGAUGGGUGGUGGCCAGGGACAGAGGAGACCGAUGCAACAGCAACCCCCGCCACAACACCAACAACAAAGAGAAAGCCGCGAAUAUGAUUUCCCUGCGGAGCAGCCACAUGUAGACGAAAGACGGGAGUUUGAGCAGACGCUUCCUGCAGCAGCAGGAGGCACGGCAGUAGGAAUUGCAGCAGCAGCACCAGCAACCAGCGAGGAAUAUCGUGAUGAUGAUAGGCGCGUGCAACCUGCCGAGUUGGCCGCAGAUAUGCAGCGGGAGCCCACUCCGCCCAGGCUGGCUGUUGUAAAUGAUACUAAACAGCCGUACGACAAUGAAUAUGUACCCCCACGUGCAGUAUGGAAUGGACAGAGCUCUGGUACUCCGCCGCCUCAGUCUCGCACGCCGCCCCCAGCUGAACUUCCUACGCCCGCCGACGCAUCUCCUGCCCGCCGUGGAAAUAAUGCCGCUCCUCGUCCGUCUGAAAGUUACUACGAGGAUGUGGCACCAGUAUUCGAUGCUACCCAUGUCGCACAUUCGCAAUCCCCGCACCCGCACCCGCACCCGCAUGCGCCUAUGCCCGGCGGUAUGCCCGGACCUAUACCGUACAGAAUACAGAUACCGCAGCAGCAGCAGCAGCAGCAACAGCAGCAGCAACAACAGAUGCCACUACGUACGUUAGAAGACCUUCAGGAUGGCCAGAGAAGUCCCGCAAUGAGACCAGGUCAGCAGCCACCAAUGCCGGGAGGAAUGAGCCAAGGGCGGCGAGGACCGACGUCUAGUCAAUUACUUGGAGGGAAUCCCGACUUUGAACUGCCAACUGGACGAGCCGGAAGGUUCCGAGGUGGGGCAGGUAUGGGGAGAUGA
Molecule: messenger RNA, 1224 nt
Organism: Morchella importuna
Lineage: Eukaryota; Fungi; Ascomycota; Pezizomycetes; Pezizales; Morchellaceae
Exons: 3
Coding region: 1-1224 (407 amino acids)
Source: RefSeq, a predicted model, not a curated record